Molecule: messenger RNA, 775 nt
Organism: Daldinia vernicosa
Lineage: Eukaryota; Fungi; Ascomycota; Sordariomycetes; Xylariales; Hypoxylaceae
Product: NDUFA12-domain-containing protein
Exons: 7
Coding region: 84-500 (138 amino acids)
Biological process (GO): mitochondrial respiratory chain complex I assembly; response to oxidative stress
Cellular component (GO): membrane
Source: RefSeq, a predicted model, not a curated record
CUCGAAUUAAACGUCUCUUAUCCUUACGACAGCAACAAGCAACAUUGAAGGGGUGACCGAAGUCCCAUUGAGCUUCGCCCACCAUGUCGACCAUCACAAGAACCCUCACCAAUUAUUGGCGAAUAGGAAUAAAGGAAUACUUCCACCAAAUGCAAACCAUCGGCGACACGAAAGCUGGUACCUUAGUCGGCGUUGACCGUUUGGGCAAUAAAUAUUUCGAGAACGGGGAAGAGCUGCCUCUACGAACCAGAUGGGUGGACUACAAGAACUCCGACUACGACGCGUCCCAUAUUGAGCCCGGCUGGCACGCCUGGUUGGCCUACACCGUCGACAAAGCACCUUCACAAGACCCGUCACUUGCAUACACGAAGCGAGUAUGGGGGGAUAUCGACGUCAAGACUAUUCCUAACUAUACUUUGACGCGGGGAGCCUACAAGCCGUAUAGCACGACAAAGUCGAAGAUUACGAUGUGGGAGCCUACCGCCAUCGAGAGGAAAUAAACAUUCAAGAAAGAAGUUGUGUACAUACCUAGUCAUGAUGGUUAGGGAAAGCUAGGACCAAAGCAAUGAUAGCCAUAUACCCACCGUCGCCUAGAUUUAUACCGUACUUCCAUCCAACGAGGGCAUAUGGUAAACGAUCUAUUAUCCGUUUUCUUUAGUCGUCCCGAUAAAUUCAAUACUAUAUUCAACACAACGGUAAGCCUAGGAGUUCCACAGAAACAGACUUCGACAAGACCAACAAUGGCGAGAAGGGGUUUAUUCGGACACGGUCUUGC